GAAAUAGUUCAACAGUUAAUAGAGAACAGUACAACAUUCAGAGACAAAACAGAAUUUGCUCAAGAUAAAUACAUAAAGAAGAAGAAAAAAAAGUAAAUAUGAGGCAGUUAUAGCAAUUGUGAAACCAUCCACUCGCAUUCUUUCAACCAUGUAUUAUGCAAGGGAACCUGGAAAAAUUAACCACUUGAGAUACGACACCCUGGCUCAGAUGUUGACUUUAGGAAACAUCCGUGCUGGCAACAAGAUGAUUGUAAUGGAAACGUGUGCGGGCCUGGUGCUGGGCGCGGUGAUGGAGCGAAUGGGAGGUUAUGGAUCCAUUAUUCAGAUGUAUCCAGGAGCAGGACCUGUUAGAGCUGCUACCAGUUGUUUUGGAUUUCCAAAGUGCUUUUUUGAUAAUCUUCACGAAUUCCCUCUCAGCAAAGUGGAUAGUCUUCUCUCUGGGACAUUUUGUACAGAGACUCUGCCUUCAGAACCUGAAGAUAAUUCACUAGUGGAAGAGGAAAGCAAUGGAUUGACUGAUGAGAAGCAGAUUUCCCUGCAGGAAACAGAAGAGGAAUCAACUACAGAAACAGCUAUGGAGAUCAACCAAACGGACGAGCAAGAAACAAUGGACUUGAAUGCUGAAGAUGUAGAAUUUAAAGAGAACAAAGACAAAGGAAAUAAAGAAAAUGUUCGGGAAAAGCAAAGAAAACAGUGGGAGAGAAGGAAAAAGUUACAAGAAGCUGCUGCUUUGUUAAGAGAGAAGAAUGCUGAUGGCUUAAUUGUAGCCAGCAAGUUUCAUCCCACUCCUUUAUUACUUUCUUUAUUGGAAUUUGUUGCUCCUUCAAGGCCUUUUGUUGUCUACUGCCAGUAUAAAGAGCCAUUAUUAGAGUGUUACACGAAGCUGAGGGAAAAAAAAAGAGGCGGCGUUAUUAACCUGAAGCUGUCUGAAACCUGGCUACGAAACUACCAGGUCUUACCUGAUCGAAGCCAUCCAAAACUGACAAUGAGCGGCGGUGGCGGGUACCUGCUGUCUGGCAUAACUGUUGUCUUGGAUAAGGGCAAAUCCGAUUCCGCUGAUUUAGAAGCACUGAAGAUGGAAGAGCCAUCAUCUAAAAGAUGCAAAGUUCAAGACCUUCAUUGUUAA
Molecule: messenger RNA, 1126 nt
Organism: Antrostomus carolinensis (chuck-will's-widow)
Lineage: Eukaryota; Metazoa; Chordata; Aves; Caprimulgiformes; Caprimulgidae
Gene: TRMT6
Product: tRNA methyltransferase 6 non-catalytic subunit
Biological process (GO): tRNA methylation
Cellular component (GO): tRNA (m1A) methyltransferase complex; nucleus
Source: RefSeq, a predicted model, not a curated record